ACGUUUGCCUCCAAGAACGAGAACAUAUCGACGGGAGUGGGGAAGUUCUCACUUGGUGUCAAGCUGCGAAUGCGGGAUAUGUUCAUAAAAUAAUAGCGAGAGUCAAAGGAGUUUGAAGCUAGAUCCCCGUUGUUUGGCAGAACAAAGGAGGCUGUUAUCCUGUCCGCUUCAGGGCGCGUUCGACGAAUGAGAGCUACCAGCAACAGUUUGCCCAUGUCUAGUGGCCAGAGAGCCGCCAGAAUGCAGUCAUCCGGCCGCAGGUGUUUUCUUCUGCUGUUUACCGUGUGGAUAUUGUCCCGCAACCCAGCAAUGUCGCAAGGCUCACCUUCUCCCCAGUGCAAUGGACCCAGCCUGCAGAGUGUCUAUGUGGCUGAGGGCUCACCGGCCGGUACUGUCGUGGCAGUGUUACCAAUGCCGCCCAUCGAUCUUCUCAGCUUCUUCCCGACGAUCAGCGACAAUGCCACGGGAGCGCCCACCACCGACCUGCUCGUGAAUCGCUUUGAUGCCAACGCCAAGACGGUCGUGCUGAGCACGGCUGUCCCCGACGCCGAGUCCGCUCGCGAUCUCGACACGGAGUUCUCGCUGACAGUGAAAUGGUCCGGUCGCACUAGCUCAUGUGUCACGCAUGUCAAUGUGCGGCGGCUGGCCGCGCCGUCCAUGAAGAAACAGGACGGGUUUACCCCCUCCGGGGAGGUGAAGAUCCUUGACGGCACUAACGGCGAUGUUCAUCUGUUCACAUUCGACUUUCAGGUAUCACGUGCAGCUGCGGGCUUGUCCAACGUCACGAUCUGCGAUAGCGACAAUUCAACUGUGACCUCGAUCAUGCGCAUCUUGAGGUGUCCCUACCACCGCUGUUGGUAUGUGAUGGCGAACUUUGCUGGUCUAGCCGGCGCUUUCACCGACCCCGGCCGCGUUCAGCUGAGUAUCUGCGCCGAGGACGACAUGGUCCGUACCACCGCUAACCUGGCACCGUCACAUUAUCAUGCCCUCCACAAUGGCCAAUCCAGGACUCCGAUCACUGUAGAGUUUGAAAAAGGCCACUUCUGCCAAACGGGUAAUGUCACGUGUCAACCUAAUUCACAUUGCGUUGGCAAGGGUAACAGUUCCGACUGCCUCUGCAACGCCGGUUUUACACAAGUGGAGGAUAAAUGCAUAGUUUGGUUUGGCGGUGCUGAAGAGCUGCCAGGGCAUGACAAUUGCAAAGCCAAUGAGUACUUCACCGUGCCAAGCAAUUACACGAUAGCCACCGCCUGGGCAGACUACGCGUAUGCAGAACGCGCCUGCUCCGACUUUGGCCUAGUACUGCCGUCAGUGAGCGUGGCACCGCGCUGCUUGCACGACUUUGUCUUCGGCCUGCUGCUGCCCGACUCGAGCCAACGGCACGAGAUGGUGUGGGUGCAGCGCGCCGACGGCACACUACUGCAGCGCAGCUCGCGUGGACACACGUACGCCGCAUCGCGGACCGCCACCGCCAAGCUCGUCUGUUACACUGACCAACACACGGGCACAGUUUUGUCGAAGGUUUGCAACGGGAAACAGUUUUUCAUAGCAGCAGACGGUACUAAGCCAAUGAGCUCUGUUUAUCUCAAGUCCCAGCAGCAACAUGAUCUGAGAUGCCCUGCAGAUUCCGUAACACGCACUGAUCUUAACGCAGACACGUGCGUCUUGGAGUUUGCAAGGAAAGCCAACCUACUGUUCGGUAUCCAGUAUCCGUCCUUGGCAACCCAAUUUGCUGGUCAUUCAUACAGCCUGGUACCAGGGAACGUGGGCAAAGUGACUUCUUAUUUUUAUGUGGCCACGGUGAUGAUGUGCAAAGAGUCUGCUGAGUGCAAGCCGCAGUCUGAAGCCAACGUGUAUUUGGCCGAUGAUUCCGCCAAGCACACUAUCCUAGCCAGAAUACGGGCGCCGGUCAAUAUUACUCCGAAUCCAAACGCCAUUUCGAUCUUUCUAAAUUGGUUUUAUACUGAUGGCAAACCAACCCCUGUUGGUCACUCGGAGCUGACAUUCAGCAGUAGAGCGUCCAAAUCCUCGGACUACGUGAUAGCCACCCAAUCAGACCAGGACUAUUGGAAUAGCGCGUCUGCAGCAGCCUAUGGCAAGCCGCGCGUCAUCGACGUAAACUUUGGCAGGUGGACACAUCAGCCGUUUUGCAAGGUCGCCGUUCGGAUUCUUCGACGCGGUGUCCCGCAGUUGCGCGACCCUCGGUCGCGGUACACUGCCGCGGCGCAGGGGAAUUCCCGUGUGCGUGUGGCCGUGCUGAGCUUUGCAGUUACCUCUCCCGCCACUGGUCUGUCAAACCUGUCGGUCUGCGGUGGUGAUAAUGCAGCCGUAGUGCAGAGACUAUCUGUUACUCGUGUAUCGAGCAGCGGAGGAGGGCUGCAGUUUGCACUGGAUGCCGAUUUCACUGGAGUGACCGACUGGUCCUUGGUAGCGCGCAUCGACCUCUGUAUGGAAGACAAUGCACAGAAUAAGACGGCAUACAAUAGACCGUAUCUCUACACUGCUCUGCACAAUGCUCGGUCAAACACCAGCAUUCAUGUUCAAUUCGUAAACGAUGUAAGCUGUGCAGCUGGUUCCCAUCAGUGCUCCGUCGACAGUCAGUGUGUGGUGCAGUUUCACAGGCGCUUCUGCCAGUGUCAGCAUGGCUUCUCUGGACCAACCUGCACAAGUUGGCAUGGCAACACUGACCAGUGCCAUGGCGACGGGUACAUUGUGGCGUUGCCAGAGCACUCGGUGUACGGCCGCAAUAACAGAACGGCAACUCAGGCCAUGGUGGCGUGCUCCGCUUACGGACUCGCCUUGCCGCCCAGUAGCACCCCAUGUCUUCUCUCCGUCCUGAAUCUCUUCGCUGAAACGGGCAUCGAUAAACAGUUCUUCAUCAAUAAUGGGAAGACUCUCGUUGACUAUCAAGGUGUAACCAGCACGCCUGGUCCUCUGGAUAUGGGACUGGUGGUCUGUUCUGCCGAUGUCUCCAAAGAGAAGCUCGUCUCUGCCAGCUGCAAUGGCGUACUGUACUACGUUCCCAAAAUCGCCUCUUCCACCGUGCCGUCGGCCGUGGGUUGGACCACUGCAAAUUCAGCUUGCCGUGGUAGUCUAGUCGUGUCCUCCACAUUGUCACCAUGUGCUAUUUCUUUUGCCAAGAAAGUCAACACUUUGUUUGGUGUGGAUGAGUCUAAGGUCUGGUCGUCUGAGCAGGACGUGUCCAUCAAUCUCAGGGCUGCUGCCACUGCUGAUGCAAGCCUGACUUCGCCAGAGAUCCCUGCAUCUACUCUCCUGGCACUGUGCGAAAACACGACGGUUACAUGUCCCGUGCCUACGGCGAGCGCUUAUGUAAGCUCGUCAGCUGCCACUUCCGCUCCAGUCCUGAUUCUACGACCACCUGCGGGAUACGCCAGCAAGGGCCCUAUCUUGUACAGUACUGAUGGCCUCCUCAACGUUCAGCAAACAUUUGCCAUUGCCCCUAGGGAUCCAGUUACAGGCACUCACCUUCUCUCUCUCGUCAACCCGAGUCGUGGUGUGGAUCACAAGUUCGGAGUUGUAUUUGAGGGGAGCAAUGGCGGGCGUUGCAGGCAGAUAAUCACCACACAGAGCAGAGCCUCCCCGAAACUCACCAACGGGGGAGGUAAGAUCUCCAUCAUAGCCGACCAUCCCCUGGAAAACAACACACUGACUACCCUGGACGUAGCAUUGUCCCCGCCCGCAACCGCUCUCUCGUCGGUGAAAAUCUGCUGGACCGACAACCCGCAGCUAUCCCCGGCAAUGACGAUAGCCAACUUGUCCACCGCCAGUCAGAUCCGUUUCAAAGUCAGCAUCAACCUGGUGGGCAUUGCGGAUGCGUUCCAGCGGACACUGCACGUAAACGUUGGCCUGUGCGUGGAGGACAACGCGAGGACGGCAGCCCAGGACAAGACGCACGAUGGGGUGGUGCUGGAGAAUGCCGCCGCUAAGUACAGUCUCGACAUUACAAUCAAAAAAGUCGACGGCUCUCCGUUGUGCUCGUCAGCAGUAACUCAGUUUGUCACACUGGUUGAGGAGUCACCAACCGGCACACCCGUUGCCAGCCUUCCACCACCCACCCCUGACACUUUUUUUGCUGGUUUCGAGCAGAACCCGGCACAUCCGUUGGUGGAUCAUUUUUCAUACUCUAGCUCCCUACUAAAGACGGCAGUGUAUAAUGCGGAGAAUGGGGUUACAGUCGGCCAGCCAUUCCAAAUGGAGCUAACUUGGAUGCCACAGUCGCUGAUCGCAUGUGCAACGCUGGUGGUUGUGAAACGACGCACCGCGCCGCGCGUUUCCAGCGGCUUGCCAUUGUCCGGCACUGUCCCCGUUCAACCGAGCCUCUCCGCGCGGUUCACGGCUGCGGCUUUCACUGUCGACGUGUCCGCGCCAGCGACGGGCUUGAGCAAGUUCACGGUGUGCGCCAGCAGCAACACCACACUCCUGUCGCAUUUCAGCCUUGUGCAGAGCGUCGGCAAACCUGGCACCUAUGAGCUACAGGUAGACUUUACUGGUCUCACUAGUGUCUAUGCACAGGCUAUGCAGGUCAGAUUAGACCUGUGCCUGGAGGAUAACUCUGUGUCUGCUUCGGCGUCGCUGCCAGCCGGUCAGUAUAAGUCGUUCCACAACGGGAAUACAACUAUCCCCGUCAUGCUGGACUUCUCAAAAGGCGGAGAUUGUAACCCGAACUCCAACCCAUGCACGGCUAAUGGUCGCUGCCAGGAGUCCUUUCCACGCCAUCGGUGUGUUUGUGAUCCAGGGUUUACCGGCCAUGAAUGUACACUUGUAUACGGAGGCAGCACCGAGGUGAAGGGCGAGGAUUACUGCGGGCCCGACCAGUAUCUGAUACCGCUACCCGACUUUGCAAUGCACACCAACGUCACGACAUUGACCGAGGCUCACCACCAGUGCUCCCAGUACGGCCUCACUCUGCCAACAGCGGCAGUAACCAAUUGUUUACAGUCGCUGGCCUUCAAGGUGCUGUUCCCAGACAGUGGCACUCAGGAGUUCUUCCACCAGGCAAGCGAUCAGAAGUACUAUUUGCGCGCGUCUGACGGCACGGAUCGCCUCGCCACAAAGCAGGACAACGGGAAGUUUGUUUGCUUUGCCGACUUGUCACAAGGGCCGGUCUUCAGCUUCGAGUGCGGUAGUGACAAAUUCUACGUGCCGUCUUCAUCCACGGUGCUGGGGGCUCUAACAACUUGGAAUAACAUCGAUGCCAUCUCUGCCGGGGCCCUACUGGAGCUGACGGAUGUGAGCCCAUGUAUCAAGAAGAUUACCCGUGACAUGUAUCAAAUGCUUGGAGCACUUCCGUCUGCUAGGGUUUGGUCACGGAAGCAAGACGUCUCCAUCACCCUGGAGCAAAGUGGCGGUGCUCAGGAACAGACGGAAGCAAGUGCGACGAAGUUGCUUCCCAUAUGCAAGGUACCCGCAUUAUGUCAGCCAGUCGCCACUUCCCACUUCUACAUGGCUGACAAUGUGACAUCUGCUACACUGAUAGCUCAGUUUGCCUAUCCAGCAGGCUAUCCGCAAGCUAAACUACCAAUGCUCGUCAAAUCCAACGAGUACCUUUUGAAAACCAGCACGUUCAGCAAUUUCAGACUCCGCGACGACAAUCCUACUGAUCGACUGGUCUCUGUCAGCGCAAUCAAGGACGAUACACCGAGCAGCCGGUUGUUUGCAUCCCAAGUGCAUGGCAUCGUCCAAUUCACCAACAGCCAUAACGGAGCACUCUGCAGGUCCGCGUUCACCAUUCAGCGCCGAAACCCUCCGGAUAUCCGUGGAAACGCCCAAAACAUACCCGUUCUUGCCAGGACGGACAGUACGCUCACCGUGGCAACCCUCGAAUUCUCCGUGUCGGCCCCGGCGACCGGCCUCUCCAAGAUCUCCAUAUGCUCCAGUAGUAACGCGAGCAUUGCCGCACGGCUGACGUUUGUGGACAUAUCUAGCGGCCGUGGGCGUCACUACGCCGUGAAUGCCGAUUUGCGCGGCGUGGAUGGUGCGUUUGUCACCCCUAUGCUGUUGAGCCUUGAUCUAUGCGUUGAUGACAAUGGCAAGAACAAAACCACCACAGUAAACUCGGUCCAAUACACGUCUUUACACGCCGCACGUUCCAGGCUGUCGAUUUCGUUGAAUUUCCAAGAUUUCGACAUUGAUGAAUGUGCCACUGGCCAGCACCGGUGCUCUGAAAACAGCCAGUGCCAGAACAGCGAAGGCUCAUACCGAUGUGUCUGCGAUCAAGGUUUCUCAGGCGAUCUUUGCACUAUAUGGUACGGUGGUGAUGAUAUGGAAUUACCCAAUUAUGACCAUUGUAAGGCCAAUGAGUACAUGACCGUUUUGCCAAAGUUCUCAGUCCGUGAUCCACAAAGUGUAGCAACAUUGGAGCAAGCUAAGGCAGCUUGUGCGAGCUUCGGAAUGACUAUCCCUAUGCUCGAUCUCUCAGCAAGCGACCUGCCGCAUUGCUUCUACAAUAUGGUUAAUCGUGUCCUGUUCUCAUUCAAAGAUAAAGAUGAGAAAGCGGCAAGCCCACAGAGGUUUUUCUUCCAGAAACCAGAUGAAACUUACGCUGUAAAGGAUCAGGUUGGCAAAGAUCACUCCAUUUCUGGUACUCAACUUGCUCACUUUGUUUGCUUCACUGACACGAGUCUCAAGCACCAAUUCAAGAGAAGCUGCAAUGGCGUGAACGUCUACCUUGGGAAGCACUGGCCGCCAUCCCAAGCAGCUGUCGACUGGAAAGCGGCUAAUACGUCAUGCAAGGGAAAUCUCGUAUCACAGACAACUAUUUCUGCAUGCCUCGUGGACUUUAUGCGGUCAGCAAACCAGAUGUUUGGUCUCAAGACGCUGAGAACCUGGUCGAAUGUCCAGGAUCAGUCCAUUGGUGGCGAGGGGAAUCUAUUGCGAGAUCUGGAGUUUGAAAAUUCCAAGGCCUUGUUUCUUCCGGUUUGCGCAGAUUUCGACAUUGAUGAAUGUACCACUGGCCAGCAUCGGUGCUCUAAAAACAGCCAGUGCCAGAACACUAAAGACUCAUACCAAUGUCGCUGCGAUCAAGGUUUCUCAGGCGAUCUUUGCACUAUAUGGUACGGUGGUGAUGAUAUGGAAAAAGGCUAUUAUGACCAUUGUGAGGCCAAUGAGUACAUGACCGUUUUGCCUAAGUUCUCUGUCCGUGAUCCACAAAGUGUAGCAACAUUGGAGCAAGCUAAGGCAGCUUGUGCGAGCUUCGGAAUGACUAUCCCUAUGCUCGAUCUCUCAGUAAACUACCUGGCGCAUUGCUUCUACAGUAUGGUUUAUCGUGUCCUGUUCUCAUUCAAAGAUAAAGCUGAGAAAGUGGCAAGUUCACAGAGGUUUAUCUUCCAGAAACCAGAUGGAACUUACGCUGUAAAGGAUCCUGUUGGCAGCAUAGAUCAUUCCAUUUCCGGUACUCAACGGGCUCACUUUGUUUGCUUCACUGACUCAAAUCUUAAGCACCAGUUCCACAGAAACUGCAGUGGUGUGAAUGUCUACCUUGGCAAACCAUGGUCGCCGUCUCAAGCGGCUGUCAACUGGACGACAGCAAAUACAUCAUGCAACGGCAAUCUCGUGUCACAGGGAACUAUUUCUGAUUGCCUGCUGGACUUUGUGCAGUCAGCAAACCAGAUGUUUGGUCUCAAGACACUGAGAACCUGGUCGAAUGUCCAGGAUCAUUCCAUUGGUGGACAGUGGGAUCUAUUCCGAGAUCUGGACUUUGAAAAACCCAAGGCCUUGUUUCUUCCAGUUUGCACAGAUGUGGUGGACAGCUGUGCCAGUUCACCAUGUGGCGCUAAUGCGAUCUCAUGUACAAACGCUCUUCAGUCCUAUCAAUGUACUUGCAAAGUAGGUUGGGCCGGCAACAGCUGCACAGUGGAUGUUGAUGAGUGUGCUGGGACCGGUGCACUCAGUGAUUGCCACGCGGAUGGCACAUCGCAGUGUGUCAACACCGACGGGUCUUUCACCUGUAGCUGCAAACCAGGAUAUACUGGAUCAGCAUGCGAAGAUCAGAUUGACAGCUGUGCAAGUAAUCCUUGCAUCACGGGCGCAUGUAACGACCAUCUUCAUGGCUUCACAUGCACGUGCCCGGCUGGACGGUCAGGUUACCUCUGCGAGUAUGAAUCCAAGUUCCUGGACUGGUCACAACAUCUUGCACCGGGUUACGACGUCAUCACAUCGUCUGCUAAAUUCCUGCUGUCGGAAUUCGACACGGCUCUGUGUCCACCGGGCUGGUCUCGCUUCUGUUUCGACGGCCAGCGCAUGAAGCAGCUGAGCUCAUGGUGGUCAACAUCUGCUUCGCUUACUCCCGGCUUAGUUUGGUCGGGCCUGGACUGGGAUUAUGUUGCCUAUGCGUAUACAUCCAAUGCCAGUCGUAAGGCACUGGGUAGCACUGCAAAGGCGCACAUAUCCUGCACAAGACAAAACGGGAUUGUCGACCUCAUCGAGCUGGACGACUACAAACAAACCGGGCUGAUGGACAACUUCCGUGGCGCUCGCAUGAAGCAGAGUAAUGACCUGGUGUCCUGUGCCAUCGCUCAAUCAUCCUGCCGCGACCAUCUCGGCUUCCACCUAGCCAGCAGCAGCCAACUGACGGACCUGAAGAUAACUGGCGAUUACUUGACAAAGGAGAGCUGCCAAGGUGGCUCAGGCCCAUCGAAGAAGUUCGUUUGUGUCGGCUGUUCUGUGCACUGGAAGGAUGCUUGGGGCAUGGAGACAGUGAGUGAAACUGGUCAUGUGACUUGCAAGGCAGGCUACGUGUGGAGAGCUAGCUCACAGGGUAGUCCAGCGUGUCCCAAUGGUGUUUGGACUGGUCUGGCCAGCUGUGCAGCCAUCUACGAGGGUAUGACUCACUCCAGGUCGAUAAUCCUUCAGCUGAGCACCGUAGCUGAUGCGGGCAGCAAUUCCACGGCGCAGACUAAGACAACCGCGACCACCGCCAAGCCGAACAUCACAUCCACUGUCUUCACCAGUGCCGGGAAGCCUCUGGAGAUGACGCACGAAGAGGCAAUGGUGUAUUGCUUCCGUGCCCACGGUCCGGGAUCCCGUCUGCCGAUCCUCAGCACUCCACCGGAGCGCGAUGCCAUCUCUUCCCUGGUGCGUUCCUGGAAUUUGCCCGGCGCAAAGGAGGCCUCCUUCACACACAUCUGGGCCCUGGAAAAGCCCGGCAUUCACCGGCCCGUGGCCGUGUUCUCUGGAGCUGGCGAUGCUGCAGGCAACGUAGCUACAGUGUUGAUGGACCCGGCCAAGAAACUGCCCGUUGCUUGCGUCGCAGGCUGCCAGGUCCCGUCGACGUACUCCACAACAAAUGUCAAGUCAGUACUAGUGAACGGCACAGUUAUCUGCAGCGGCACUGGCGACUGGGUGGCAGCGUAUGCCGCCGUGCUGCCUCAGUGUUUCCAAGGCUUCUGGAAGGAUCUGCCAGUCUGUCAGCAGUGUGCAAUGGCUACGGAGGUGAAGGAUGGCAUUGAGCAUGGCGUUGUCAUCCCCAUGGCUGACGGAGGAUUGCUCUGCUUGAAGAACGGCCGCCAUCUGCCAGGCUCCGGCUGUGCAGAUCGAUGGCAGAAAUUCUCCGAAGUCGAGUGUGUUUGAGCACGGGACUGGCAGCCAGGAAGUUUGGCCAUCUCGCGUGCAGCGGCAUAAGAGGAUGCAUCGCGAAGAGAGCCGAAGGUAUUCCAUUACCUUCAUCUCCUCUGCAAUUCCACUUGUAAUUAUCAGAACUAAUCGUGUUUCUAAUGUUCAACAAUUGAUUUAUCAUCCAUACAGCAAGUAUGGCGACACAACUGAGAUAGGUACGGCUGCCACCAAGCCUACACGAUCCCGGUUCUGACCAGCUAAGCAAACAGACAGUCCGAUACAAGUACAAGAACCAAACAUAUUGUUUGUGGGUUCAUGUCAUGCUCUUGGCAUUGAUGCUUCGGCAAGACUUGCGCCACAUGCACUAUGAUAGAUGUAUUUGGUCUUUCCUAAACCGAGGGAUCAAACUACGGUCAUCGAGCCAGAUGGACCUGCCGGUUUUAGCGCGCUUUCAUUGCAGUACCUUCCAUUCACUGAUCAACUGAAUCAACUUUUAAUGUUUUUAUAAUUAUACUCCAUCCACUCACGCUUCCACCUGCCAUUCACCGAGCAACUGAAAUGAUUUUCAUUGAUCUUUAAUAUAUACUCCAUUCACUCACACACGCAGCCAGUCUUGGGCACACUUUGGACACGUUUCUCCUUUCGGUAUCCUCAACAUCUCCAUCACUCUGCAACCUUCUGUCCGUUUUGUUUUCUCCUUUCUGUAUCCUCAACAUCUCCAUCAUUCUGUAACCUUCUAUCCGCUUGGUUUUCUCCUUUCUGUAUCCCCAACAUCUCCAUCCGAUAAUUCUUCAACCUUCUAUCCGUUUUGUUCCUCCUCUCCGUAUCCUCAAUGCCGAUCUCCAACAGUCUGCAAUCUUUGCCCACAGUGGGGCUGUUUUAAUCCGCACACGUUUACUUCACACAAAUCUCCAGAGUCCGCUUCUUAUCCAUGUGUUCAAUAUUCUUUCUUGCCAGGUAUAGUUUUUUUACCGCAUUUUGAUCAUUUUUCAGUAUUUUUAUGCCAAGCCCAAACUACAGACUGCGUAUUUAUAUUACUGAUAGCUUUACUAAAAUUGUUGUCGCCUCGUCGACUUUUCGA
Messenger RNA from Sycon ciliatum, 10654 nucleotides. RefSeq lists its product as uncharacterized. Bases 187 to 9588 code for a protein of 3133 amino acids. NCBI's taxonomy places the organism in Eukaryota, Metazoa, Porifera, Calcarea, Leucosolenida, Sycettidae. The record is from RefSeq and is a predicted model, not a curated record. Gene Ontology annotation, molecular function: calcium ion binding. The transcript has 34 exons.